AUGCCCGGCUAUUGCGACGGUGAGCAACAGAAAAUGCUGCUUCUUCACCGCCAAAUUGAGUUUAUGAGUAAAAAUAUAAACAAUGCAUUUCCAGUUUCAUUCGGAAAUGUUAAUCAGAAUACCUUCUCUCAGGGCAUUUCAUCGUUUGAGCACCGAGAAAGAACAUGCUCUGGGAUAUUCGGAUACGACAACACCCAGUUUAUGAAUCUCCAACACAAGAUUGAUGAAAUACCUUACGAGGCUUCAAAUACAGUGUUUCCUAACGCUCUUCGACAACAGUUCGGGGGAAAUCUCGGACACGCCCCAGAUAUUUUAUCUGGAAACUGGAAGAAUCAAGGCACAGAAAAGGCUGAGUACUUAGAUCUAGACAACUUCCAGCCGUAUGAGAGCAAUGGUAACAUCGUUCACAAAGUGCAAAAUCGAUAUAUCGAUAAGCCAUCACGGUGUGAUUCACAGGGCUAUGAUGUCGGAAUCCACGACAACUACGAUUUUGGGAUCAGUAACCAUAGACCAAUGGCAGCGUUCGAUAUGAGAUUCACGUUUCCCCGUCAACCAAUCGGAGACCAAGGAGGCACGAGCUUAGAAUCUACCACCCUCCCUCGUAAACUUUGUGUGUCUGACCACGGCAGUAUUGAGCAGUGCGAGAGUCUGCUGUGUGCGGUGUGUGGAGACAAGGCUAAGUGUCAACAUUACGGCGUCAGGACUUGUGAAGGUUGCAAGGGAUUCUUCAAGAGGACAGUUCAAAAGAGUCCUAACUACGUCUGUGUCGGGGAUAAGAAGUGUAUGAUUGACAAAGGGAGGAGAAACCGGUGUCAGAGCUGUCGAUUCCAGAAAUGUUUAUCUGUCGGGAUGACGAAGGAAGUUGUGCGAAGUGGAUACCUUAAAGGCCGCCGAGGGAGGUUACCUUCAAAGUCAAAACAUGCCAUUUACUAUUCGUCUCCCUCACAUUCAGGGCAAUAAGAUUUCUUUCGAUGAAAGUAAAAAAAAAGUUUCCACGAAAGGAUCUUGUUGAUAUACAAAACAAGAUCCUUUAAUUUUGGAUUUGUUUGUGAAAAUUUCAUUCUAUAUAUAUCGUGUUGUUAACACAUCGCCUGCAUGAGGCCUGGCUUAAUUGAUUUGAGACAGUUGAUGCAUCUUAGAGGUGCUGUUUCUCAAGAAAGGGUCAUAUUGACCUCUAAUCUACGAUCAUUUCAUACUCCAAUGGAGUUAUAUUGUUGCUAUGCAUUGUUUUUCACAAAAUUCUCUGCAUGAGGCUAACCAAACAGUGACAGUUGAUGACAGAUCUUGGAGAAACUGUUACUCAAAAAUUG
This is a messenger RNA of Saccostrea cuccullata (small rock oyster), 1310 nucleotides long. RefSeq names its product bile acid receptor-like. The coding region runs from base 1 to 960 and encodes 319 amino acids. Gene Ontology annotation, molecular function: nuclear glucocorticoid receptor binding; DNA-binding transcription factor activity, RNA polymerase II-specific; zinc ion binding. The record is from RefSeq and is a predicted model, not a curated record. The transcript has 5 exons. Gene Ontology annotation, cellular component: transcription regulator complex; nucleus. Lineage: Eukaryota; Metazoa; Mollusca; Bivalvia; Ostreida; Ostreidae. Gene Ontology annotation, biological process: regulation of transcription by RNA polymerase II; cellular response to corticotropin-releasing hormone stimulus.